GAAAGCCCGCUUGUAUGGUGACAUGAUUACCGAAAUGCGGAUCAAUUUCAGCGGUGUAACUUGCAGUAACAUUGUCGGUUGAGUGAUUGGAGAUUUACAUUUCAUCACAGCCUACAAGUUCACUGCUUCCUGUUGUCAGCGAUGUUUACGAAUUCUGUUUUGUUCGUGGAGAAAAAGAAGCAAGCUUAGAUCGUGCAAAUCUGUCGUUCACUAGCUAUCGGCAGGGAGUAGCUAUUUUAACGAUACUCCGCUAUCCUCCGCAUGGUGCUGAUAGCUUGACAAGCUCUGGAAAAUAUCUUUAUUGUAAAAUGUGUGUGAUAUUGAAUUCAUUUCAGUGACAUUUUUGUAGAAGUGUGUUAUUCCGUGGCAUACAUACCAAAAUAGGUCGUUCAUCACUCGGAUUUAAAUAAUGAUGACGAUCCCUAAGUUGCUAUUAAAUUGAAUUGGAUUUAAUAUAAUGUCAUAACGAUGGAUUUAUCAUCAGCCCUUGUGCUGGUUUUUAUGAUUGCUCAAGAAAUCAACGCCAUUGAUGGAAGCUGGUCGACGUGGAGUCAAUGGAGUGAGUGUUCACGAUCAUGUGACGGUGGAUUAACCAAUCAGAGACGGCGUUGUUUGGGCGACAGGUUUCGAUGCAGGGGUCCAGAUGUGAAGUACAAGUUGUGUAAUGCACAGGCGUGUUCGUUUACCUUUCAAUCAUUGGAGGACCAAGUGUGUGAGAUGAAGAAUGGUGUACCAAUCAAUGGGAGAUACUAUCGCUGGGUACCACUCUCUCGACAACAGUACCACUGCUUUGUGAUGUGUGAGGAUGAACACCGAAACAUUCCGAAUGUACUGGAGGUGCACAUCUCGGAUGGAACGAGAUGUGGGCGAAGUACGAAUCAUUACUGCAUACAAGGGAAAUGUGAGAACAUCGGUUGUGAUGGCUUUAUUGGGUCUAGAGCGGAAGUUGACGAUUGCGGUGUAUGUAAGGGCGAUAAUUCUAGUUGUCAUCAACAUGCCGGAAAUAGACUGUCAGGAAAGCCGCCAGAUACUCCGUACCAAUGGGAUGUUCGGUGGGAACCUUGCUCGGCUACGUGUGGUACAGGGUACCAGAUUGCUUCGUUCGAUUGUAAGGACAUGCGAUAUGACGUCAUUACCUAUGACUUCUCGUGUACUAACCCGCGUCCUCACGAGAUCACGAGAGAAUGCAGGGCGAGGCCAUGUGAACCGGGGUGGCAAGUUAGCUCUUGGUCAGCCUGUUCCGUGCCAUGUGGAGGAGGCAAGAAGGACCGAAAAGUUAAAUGCAUGCUGGAUACCGGAAGAGGACGAACGACACCUUCACCGUCAUACCGAUGCCCUGAUCCAAUGCCAAUUUCGGAAACUCCUUGUAAUAUGCAAUUCUGUCCGGCAUAUUGGCAGACAGGGAGAUGGUCAGAGUGUUCCGUUUCCUGUGGAAUAGGCAGGGAAAGUCGACCUGUGUUCUGUGUCAAGAUUCCGAUGCAAGGGUCAAAGGUCAAUGUGUCCUCUAUGGAAUGCCGUGGCCCUAAACCAUCAGGUGUCCGGUCAUGUUCUAGACCGGAAUGCUACCAGAGUGUCUCCAGAGUUCCCGCCAUAACUCUACACAAUGACACCGUCUUACAGAUAAGGCGGACGAAGCGUAUCCAGCUCCGUGUGGGAGAGACUGCCACUUUAUUGGUAGGACAACCUGUAAAAAUGAUAUGCCCUGUGCAGAAUUUUAAUAAGAAACUUUUAUUCUGGACAAGAAAUAAUAGACUGAUUCCAAUGUCUAGAACAGAACGAGUGUUUGUAUCUAGGAACGGAGCUUUAAAGAUAAAGCGGACAGAUCCUACCUUGGAUACGGGUGAAUUCACAUGUAUAGCAGGGUUGCAGAGUGCAACAAUACGUUUACGUUUUUCUUCUAAAAAGAAAGCUAUGAAUCAAGGGAGGAAAUUAAUGAAAUCUGUAAUAAAAGACACUGCAUCAGUGUCAGCAUCCCUUGACCAGCCCCAGAGCGACAAGGUCCCGGGGCCUCGAGGACCGCACGCAGUACGGCGUGCUAUGAUGGACGCAAUGUUGGAUAGUCUUGGUGGCGACUUUGUCUUCACGACAGCAGAUUGGAACACUUGUUCCCGCAGUUGUGGGAAAGGCUUGCAGACCCGUAAGGUCACAUGUGUCAAGGCCACUAGCGUGUAUAUCAAGGUUGUCAAUAAGGAGGCUUGUAACGGAAUCCAAAGACCUCCGAGUGUCCGGCCGUGUGUCAUCCAAGAGCAGUGUCCAAAAUGGGUCGUCGGGGAAUGGAGAGAGUGUUCUGAAAAGCAUUGCAAGAGGACAGGUCGAGCCACACAGUCUCGAGAACUCCACUGUCAGAGUGACAACAACACGGUGAUACCACGUCGCCGGUGUUCACGCCUACAGAAGCCAGUGGUCAAGCAGGAGUGUGAGAACCCCUCAUGUGUAUCUGUCUGGAGGACGUCGGGCUGGACAAAGUGCAAUCCUCGUUGUGGUCCGAACGGAAGAAAAGUGCGCAUGCUCUCCUGUGUUUGGAAGGUUACCGGUAAAUCUGCCCAGACCAACUGUCACACAAUACCUAAACCUAUUGUGUGGAAGAAAUGUAAACCAAAGAAGUGUCGUAAAGUGGGAUGCAGUGACAACUCGCGGUACUGUAGUGUAGUCGGGAUGCUACAGAUGUGUACAUACCAGUCCUUCAUGACGAAAUGUUGUCAAACUUGUAGAAAUAUAAACAACUCUUAACACGUACCGGUAUGUCGUAUAACUAUUUAUUGCGAUUGAUAUGAUAAAACUAGAAUUCCAUUAAAAAAUCAUUUUGAAUUUUGAAUUGUUUAAACAAUGAUGUGACGUAUGGAAGGGAGACUUGAACGAUGUAUGAGUGGAUUCGAACAUUCUGGCUUGAUUGCAAGUAUUUUUAGGUGUACGAACGAAACUAAAUAAUAGAAUGUAUGACAAUGAAAAACUAUAUAGUCUAUGAUAGCUGAAUGUGAUUUAUAUAUUUGUUGUUAAAUCUUGUAAAAGAUUUAGUGUCGAUGAUUGAGGGAUGACGUUUUGCUGGAACAAAUGUAGAUAAGCUUCGGUUAUAUUUGCACAGACUACACACUAAAUACUGAUAUUAAAAUAUGAUAACCUAUUAAUAAGAGGAGAACUCUGUCUGAGGGCUUCACUUAAAUGUAAACACAAUUACCUAUGCAUAAGCGGAUAACCCUGUUUGAGGGCUUCACUAAAACAAAAUAAUUUAUGAAUAAGCGGAUAACCCUGUUUGAGGGCUUCACUAAAACAAAAUAAUCUAUGAAUAAGCGGAUAACCCUGUUUGAGGGCUUCACUAAAACAAAUUAAACUAAGAAUAAGCGGAUAACCCUGUUUGAGGGCUUCACUAAAACAAAAUAAACUAUGAAUAAGCGGAUAACCCUGGUUGAGGGCUUCACUUAAACGUAAUAACCUAGGAAUAUAGGGAUGUCUGAGGGCUUCGCUUACAUGUAAACAUAAUAACUUGUGAAUGAUUUGGGAGCUUCACUGUUAACCAUAAUAACCUAUAAAUAAGAAGAAAAACCAUAUCUGAGGGCUUGACUUAAAUGUUAAUACAAUAAACUAUACAUAAAUGAAGAACCAUGACUGAGAGCUUCACUUAAACAAAAUAACCUACGAAAAUUGGGAUGUCUGAAAGCUUCGAAUACAUGUAAACAUAAUAACUUAUGAAUGAUUUGGGGGUUCACUCUAAAACAUAAUAACCUAUAAACAAGAGUAGAACCCUCUCUGGGGCAUUCACCAUAAAAGAAAAACCUUCCUGAAAACGGUUCCCUAUAAUGGGGACCCUGUCUGAGGGCUAGACGCUUUUAAAAAUAACUUGAAUAAGCUUAAAGUUUCAAGAGAACCUUUUUCUUGAGUUUGUUUUCAAGCUAGGUGAAACACAGCAUUAUUGUUUCAUUUUCAUGAUGUACCUCUCUGGAAACAUCGCUUUUUCACUUUGACAAAACUGACUUGUUUUCAACCUGAUAUGUUCUUAGAGCUCAUGUUUGCAAUCAUUCGAAUAAAGAUUUUUAAUUUCCUAAUGAAGUAUUUCUAAACCGGUUUAUUUGUAAAUAAAUGAAUAUGAAACUAGGUGGUAGGACAAGUGUUAUCAUUAAUAUAGGAAAUGCCCUAGUAUUUGCCCUUGUAUUUUCUACAGUCUUUGUAUCCGAAAUUUUAACAUGUUAGUUGAAAACAACUGAAGUGACAGAAUAAAUGCUGCUGGUUAAAACGGCAAUAUCAUAUGAUGUGUACAGUCUGGAUAAUAGAGAUGUGUUCAAAUAUAGUGUGUAUACGGCGCGGUAUAAGCUGUAACUUCCUUUAAAGUGUUAUUGUCUAUACCCAACCUGCAUACUCUUGAGAAUCUGAAUAAAAUCAUACCUCCAGCUAUUUAAUCCCAACAGAGUCUAUUCCUAACGAAAAUGUUACCCUAAUUGUGUUCUGUUAAUCAAGAGUAUGUUUAUGAGUGCUAGAGAGUAUUUUUUAUUUAGAAUUCAUGUACUAAACUGUUUAUAUGUGUGUAAAGUUGAUGCUAGUCAAAAAUAUUUUAUACUUCAAAUACCUUUUUUUGUAUAUCAAAUAUUUAUAUUUGAUAGUGUUAUUGUAAGGAUUCAUACAACCUUAUUGAUCUAAAACAUAUUUCCACACUACUGAACUGCACUUGUGAAAACGGUAAAUCAAACUUGAUAAAUUGAUAACAGGUUUCAAAGAAAUGUGCUCAAGAAUUGAUGACACGUUUUAAUAGAACUCAACAAUUGAUGACACGUUUUAGAGUUACACAAAAAUUGAUGACACGUUUUUUAAUGUGCACAAGAAAUGAUGGCACGCUUUAGAAGUAACCAAGAAUACGCACAUGUAUUACAUUGAAAAUUGAGAAUAGCUAAAUAAUUAUUAUCAAUUCAGUAAGUGAGACAACAUUAAGAUAAGUCAGCGUUAUAGUGUGGAAGGUAGGAUCUAUCCUUAUUUAUUAGGUUGGUUACAUUUGCAUUCGUAUUCAUUGAUUUUUUACUGAAAAUAUUACCUUUAUAAUGCCAUGUACAAUCAAAAUCAGACCAAUGCAUUUUUCGUGCGUUAUAAAGAGUGUUCCAGAUUGUGUUGGUUCCCUCUCCUAACUAAGGAAGGUGAUCGGAAAUCAAAUGCGCAACAUUUUUUUUAACACACUAGUCGACAAACUCAAUAGGGGUAUAAUGUUAAAUGUUUUUAGGGAAGCCGUGAAGUCAUGAACACACGUCAAACACAAAAUGAUUCUUGGGUUAAAAAUCUCAAAUUUGUUCCUUUUCCAUACGUUGAUAAUACAACUGACUGAAGCACGUUUCAUAGAAAUGAUGAUAAGUGUAGUUCACUAAAGAUUCCUCAACAAAUACAGAACCUCAUUAAUGUUAGCAAGUCUCACCUAGACGUAUACCAUGGGCACUGAGCUGCAUCUAUCCCAAGUUGAUGAGGGUAAUCCCGUUCUCUCAUUGACACAUACAUUGUACUACCUCGUGUUUUACAGUUAUAUAGUUGAAAUACGCGAAGUUGACAUUUCCGGGUUAUUCAAAAGGAACUGUCGUUUAUGUAUUAUUCGUUUUCAUUUUCCAGGUGUUUCGCAUAGUUUACCAUUAAAACUACCAUUCAUAAAAGAUAAAUUGAAUCAAUCACCUCUGUGUGGUGUACGCAGAAAAAUAUUAACCCGAGGGAAUUUUUUUUUUUAAGUUGAACAAAUAACGAAUUCUAGGUUUCAGAAGUCUUUUUCAUUGGAUCUCUUCUCCAUUAUCCAGAAGCGUUAAAUUAUUUUCCUCUCUUACUUUUCUGUCGUACAUACAUAAAAAGUGUGGCAAAAUUGAUGACGUUUCCCAGGUAGCACUGCAUAAAGUGAUGACGCUACCCUGGAAAGACUGCAUAACGUGAUGACGAUACCCUGGAAAUACUGUAUAAAGUGAUGACGCUACCUUGGAAACACUGCAUAAAGUGAUGACGUUACCCUGGAAACACUGCAUAAAGUGAUGACGCUACCCUAGAAACACUGCAUAAAGUGAUGACGUUACCCUGGAAAUACUGUAUAAAGUGCUGUUUUGUAACAAAACAGAGAUAUCCCCAGUGAAAUACUGACGUGGUGUAAUUUGUGAUCAAGUUGUACAUUGUUUCUUUUGGUGCCGAUUCAGUAUCACACAAAAGGUAUACAUAUAUCUUCUCAAGAAAAUUUCACAAAAAGACUAGAACAAAACAAAAAGAUCUGUUUUAUAUUCACGUUCGAGUUUUUUUUAUAAACGUUUAUACAUUGUAUCAUAUUUCUAACUUUGAACAAGUUUGUACCAUGUGGAUUCAUUUAAACUUUAUAUAUGUGUGUAGUGUAAGAAUUUGUAUAGGUUUGUAAUAUGUGGAUUUCGUGUAAAAUUUAGUAUAAAUUUGUACUAUUUGAAUUACGUGUAAGAUUUGGGAUUAGUUUGUAAAAUGUGGAUUGUGAAACAUGUGGAGUACGAAUACAUACUUUUAUAUCAAUAACAGGUGAAAAUGUGUUUAUCAAUGCUUGAUGUGAUUAAACGAU
Mizuhopecten yessoensis (Yesso scallop) is the source of this 6523-nucleotide messenger RNA. Its product is annotated as ADAMTS-like protein 1. The coding region runs from base 469 to 2730 and encodes 753 amino acids. Gene Ontology annotation, biological process: extracellular matrix organization. Gene Ontology annotation, molecular function: metalloendopeptidase activity. The transcript is spliced from 10 exons. Lineage: Eukaryota; Metazoa; Mollusca; Bivalvia; Pectinida; Pectinidae. Gene Ontology annotation, cellular component: extracellular matrix. The record is from RefSeq and is a predicted model, not a curated record.